AUGUCCAAGUUGGAGGAAGCCCUUGCGGCUCGUCUUAAGGCGAGAGAAGAGAAAUCUCAGCUUCGUCGGUUGACUACGUUUCCAGCAGACAAUGUUGACUUUUCUUCAAAUGCCUACCUUUCUCUUUCUCUUGUCCCAGAGAUCAGAUCCGCCUAUCAUUCCCUUCUUGAGAAGCAUGCAUCUCCCCCUCCUUUGUUGGGGUCAGGCGGCUCACGAUUGUUGGACGGCAAUUCGACAUUGGCAGAGUCUCUCGAGCGAGACAUUGCAGCGUUUCACAACGCCCAGGCUGGACUCUUGUUCAAUUCGGGAUUUGAUGCCAAUGUCGGGCUUGUGAGUUGCCUGCCGCAGCCGGGGAAUAUUAUUGUUUACGAUGAGCUCAUUCAUGCGAGUGCUCAUGAUGGGAUGAAGUUGAGCCGGGCGGGGAAGAAGAUCCCGUUCAAGCACAAUUGUAUUGAAGGAGAGGGAGGUUUGGAUGAGGUUCUCAAGGGGUUGGCAGAUGAGUCUGUGUUUAUCCUUGUUGAAGGUGUUUACAGCAUGGACGGAGAUGUUGCACCACUUCAAGACAUUGUUGCUUGUGUCAAACAGCGUCUGAACAAUGGGUACAUCAUUGUUGAUGAGGCACACUCGACUGGUCUGUAUGGAAAGCAGGGAAGAGGUCUUGUGUGCGAGCUGGGCCUGGAAAAAGAAAUCUUUGCUCGAUUGCACACUUUUGGCAAGGCAAUGAGUUCAUUUGGAGCUAUCGUCCUUUGCUCUCCUACGACACGAGAAUAUCUCAUCAACUACGCCCGAACCCUCAUCUACACAACAGCAAUGCCAUUCCCCUGUCUCGCCAGCAUCGGAUUGUCGUAUCAAUUUCUUGCAAGCGGCAAAGCAGAUGCUCUUUUGAAGCAUUUGUGGCAACUCGUAAACCACACGCAUAAGCUUUUGCAGUCUUCGACUCUUGGUGUCAAUAGAGAUGCACCCAAGUCACCAAUUAUCCCAGUAUUCACAUCGCAACCACGAAGCUUGGCUCAGUUCUGCCAGGAGAGAGGAUACACGGUUCGUCCAAUUGUUGCUCCGACAGUCCCCAAGGGCAGCGAGAGGAUUCGAAUCUGCAUCCACGCUGGAAAUACUAUGAAGCAGGUUGAGGGUUUGGUCAAGACGAUAAAAGACUGGGAGCAGAAUUUGGAGGGAAAAUCUCGUUUAUAG
Molecule: messenger RNA, 1188 nt
Organism: Fusarium keratoplasticum
Lineage: Eukaryota; Fungi; Ascomycota; Sordariomycetes; Hypocreales; Nectriaceae
Product: Aminotran-1-2 domain-containing protein
Exons: 2
Coding region: 1-1188 (395 amino acids)
Biological process (GO): biosynthetic process
Molecular function (GO): pyridoxal phosphate binding; transferase activity
Source: RefSeq, a predicted model, not a curated record